UAUAUAUGACGUUUAUUUCAUGGUUUCACGAACAUCAAAACAUUAAUUUUAAAAACCUUGGAAUUUGUUUAUGUUUCCCAUAUAAAUGUUUCUAUAUAAACUGAACAAUCUGCAUACAUCAUUAAUUUACGAGAUAAUGUGGAUCGAAGUACUACAAGAGUCGAUAAUAUCUUAACAAAUUAAAAUGGAUCUCUUAGAAUACCAAGUUAAAAAUGUUCCACCAUCAAUUUAUUAUAUUUCCAACUUUAUUACUAGAGAUGAAGAAUCGCAUAUCAUUAAAAAUGUAUAUUCUGCGCCCAAGCCAAAAUGGACAUUUUUGUCUAACAGAAGAUUGCAGGACUAUGGAGGUAUACCUCAUGAAAAAGGAAUGAUACCGGAAAAAAUACCAAGUUGGUUGCAAGUAUACAUGAAUAAAAUUGAUGAACUAAAUCUUUUUGAGGGCAAAAAAGUAAAUCAAGUUCUUAUAAAUGAAUACUUACCUGGUCAAGGUAUUAUGCCUCAUACUGAUGGUCCCAUUUUUUCUCCUAUAAUAACAACGAUAACAUGUGGCUCGCAUACAAUUUUAGAAUUUUGGGAAAAUAGUGAAUGUCGAACAAAAGUGUGUGAUUUAUUAUUAGAAAGGUGCAGCCUUGUGAUAAUUAAAAAUGAUAUGUAUUCCAAAUAUUUACAUUCCAUUUCUGAAGUUGCAACUGAUGUAAUAAGCAGUACCUAUGCCAAUUUAUGUAAUUGUGGUAUUAAAUAUUUCAUAAACGAUGCAUUAAAACGAGAAACAAGAGUGUCUGUUACUAUUAGAAAUGUUCCUAAAAUAUUGAAAAUAAAACUUUCAUAAUGGCCUUAAGAAAUUCUUUGAUUUAUAUAAAAGGGCUAUAAAAUAAAAAUAGUUAUUAGUCAUUAUUCGUCAUUCAAUUGUACAUGUAUAGGUAUAUUACUUCAAGUGUCAUUAAUGGAAUUCAUUGCAUUAAAAUAACGAAUAAAAGCACACAGCCAAUAACUAAA
This is a messenger RNA of Anoplophora glabripennis (Asian longhorned beetle), 996 nucleotides long. Its product is annotated as alpha-ketoglutarate-dependent dioxygenase alkB homolog 6. Bases 185 to 829 code for a protein of 214 amino acids. The transcript has a single exon. The record is from RefSeq and is a predicted model, not a curated record. Lineage: Eukaryota; Metazoa; Arthropoda; Insecta; Coleoptera; Cerambycidae.